CGCAUCCAAGAUGGAGACCGCAAACCCCGUAAACGCCGGACAUAUGAUGAGCUUGGCAGCUCUGCAGAGACAAGACCCGUACAUAAACAAGCUUCUCGAUGUUACAGGCCAGGUGGCUCUCUAUAACUUCAACUCCAAGGCCAACGAAUGGGAGAAGACGGAAAUCGAGGGGACCCUGUUUGUUUAUGCGAGGUCGGCCUCCCCUCGCCAUGGCUUCACCAUCAUGAACCGACUGAGUACAGAGAACCUUGUGGAGCCGAUAAAUAAAGACCUGGAGUUCCAGCUGCAGGAUCCCUUCUUGCUCUACAGAAAUGGCAACUUGGGUAUCUACAGUAUUUGGUUCUAUGAUAAGAGGGACUGUCAACGCAUCGCUCAGCUGAUGGUGAAGAUUGUGAAACAAGAAGCCGACUACGCCCAGAGAAAGUCGCCAGAGAGGGCAGAGCCAAGGAGAACGAAUGGUGUCGCAGAACCACGACCCAUUGACAUCCUGGAGCUGCUCAGCAAGGCCAAGGAGGAAUACCAGAGAGCCCAGGCAGGUGAAACAGAUGUGUCGACAGAACCGAACAUGAAAGGAUCCAUCAGCGUUACAGAUCAUGUCCACGGUACACCUCAACCUGAAAAGAGCGCUCACACAGUGGUGAAGCAGAUCACGGUUGAGGAGCUCUUUGGCUCAUCUCUCCCUAAGGACCCCUCUCUACCCACCAUGCCUGCGCAGAUCACCUCUGCUCCCACUGACCCCUCGGCCGCCUACGUACAGAAACAGCCGUAUCAUACAGCGGUCCACCAAAGCCCACUCCUUACCCCUCAGCUUGCACCCCAAGAUCCUGGGUCCAACCAGCGGCACCAAGCUCCCGGUCUUCUCCCUGCUCCUUACACUCUACACCCUAGUCCUGUUUUCCAGUCAGUGGUCCCCAGGUCAGACCCCCAGGCUCACUGCUCAGCCUCCCCCCUCAUGGUGCCUCCAGCCGGCACAGAGCACCGUGCUGCUCCGCCUGGCCCCUCGGCGCCUCCACCGGCUCCGUCCGCCUACUUGGGACAGGAGAUCCUGAGCACGCUCAAAGCUCCAGUGCCGUCCGUAAAUUCGGACAUCCACAAACCCAUCCUCGCUCCCAACUUCCUGCCGAGCACCCUGGUUCCACCCCACAGCUUCCAGGAGCCCAUGGGGAAACCCAUUCUGCAGCACAGCAGCGACAUGGAUGUUUUCACUCAGCCCCCAAACCUGAUCAAGCCGAUGUCGGCUGUCCCCAUGAGUCCAGGUCUGGCUGUUCCAGGGUCGGGGAUUUCUGUGCUGCUGUCCCCCAGUGCCUUCCAGCAGGCUAUCAAUAAGAAAACGGCAGCAGCGGCAGCGGCAGCAGCAGCACCUCCUGCCCCCUCCGAGUCCUCCUCUGCCUGUGGAGCAGCUGUGGAGCCUCCAGUCAUUCACUGCAGUAAAACACAGCUACAGGAGACUCUGAUACACCUCAUCAAGAAUGACGCAGACUUCCUCGGUGCCAUUCAUGAUGCUUACCUACAGAGUCUAUCCAAGGACUUCAGCAACGUGAAGCUAUAGUUUCACAUCAACAACCGACAGAGCUACAGCUUUUUAUCCCCCCCCCCCAACAGACCGCAGGAUCAUGGGAGCUGGACGAAGUGCAGCGAUGCAGGUUUUGGACACUUCUGACUCUUCAACGUCACCCUUUGUGCUAAAAGUUAUUAUGGCUCCAUUUAAUCAGCAUCUGGAUCAACAUCUUAUCGCAGUAUGAACUUCAUAACUUUAUGGAUACGGUUAGAAACUGCCGGACACUUAUUGAUGAGGUUUUAGCCGUUAGUGGAUAAACUCGUCUGGAGGACGGGGACCACAAUGGAUUCCUCUCGACCUUCGGGCAGAUUAUUUUGAAGCUUGAACCUUGUGGGAAUAACAGACGCUUCUUCUCUCACUCGUCAUGCAGCUUUGGAGUAUGAUGACAUGUGUCUUUCUUGACCAACUGUCCCCUUUUUCUUUUUCUUUUUCUUUUUUUAUUACUUAUUCCACCUGGAGAUAAGGCUGAAGCCUGUAUAUUUUUGGUAAAGCCACAGAGACGCUGGAUAGCCGAUACAGUAAGAGUGGCGUUUUGUGUUUGUGCAGCGGUUUAUUGAGGAAUUCCUUUGAACCUUUUAUAAAGAGAAGCACUAAGAAGUCAAACUGAUCAAUUCCUCUCAGCUGCUUUUUUUUUUUUUUUUUUUUUUUUUUUUAAAUGUUACAGACUGUGUUUAUACAAACUUGCCUCUUUGCCAGAUUUUCUUUCUUCGCAUUUCUUUUUUCUCCUCGUGUGUGUCGUCGUCUCUCCUCCACCAGCCGAGCUGAGAUGUUAUAAGAGGGGAAUGUGCAAUAGACGACAGUCGCCAAGCCUUUAGGGAUACCAGCAUUUUUGGGAUAUUUUAGCACGGUACUGCAGAGCUAUGUUUGCGUCAAUUUGCGGGUUCAGCAUCUAUAAUUUGAAUAGCAUGAGCAAAAAAAUAUGAUACAUUUUUGGAUUCUUGUUUACCAUCAGCCCUUUUAAUAUUAAAUGCUUAAAAAAAAAAAAAAGAAAGUAGGAGGAAGUGACGCGCUUUAACAGCUUCAAACGAGUUCAGUUUCACCUCGAACCAACGAUGUAAAGUAAAAGCUACCUCUGUUGUCGUUACGUUUUAUUUUUCCAAGACAUUUUUAAGUCACGUUGACUUAAAAACAAACUUUUUUCUUUUUUUCUUUUUUUUUUUUGCAGUAAUAUGCUACUGCAGCACGCAAACCCUACAAACUAGAGAACAAAGCACAUCUAUACGGCCAUCGUGUGCAGCACUGAGUGGCUGCUGAUUGCAAAUAAAGAAAAGCGAUCUAAUGUACGUCAAAAAAUAAAAUCAGAGACUCAAGACUUUUCUUUUUUUCCUCUUGUUAUCAAUUUAUUUUAAUUUUGGUAAAAAAAUAUAUAUAUAUAAAAGAAAGAGGUUAUGGAUUUUCACUUUUUUUAUAUAGAUAUAAAUGUGAAAAAAAUCUUCAAAACAAAAAUGGCUGAAUCUCUGCAUCAGUCCUCUUGUCACCUGCGUCAUCAUGACUUCAGCUCCUGCAAGUUGAAUGUAUUCAUUUCAGCCCUGGUUGUCUUCUGUCUUUAAUCGUGUAACUUAAGCUACAAGCCUUUUUUUUUUUUCAUUUGGCUAAAUUUAGAAUGUAAAAAAAAAGAAAAGAAAGACGACAUCUGCAGCCGUUUGACCAGAUCAGAUCAACCCUUUACUUCAGAUGUGGGUUUUGUCCCAACACUUGUGUCAUGUGUCGGUUUAAUAAAGUAAGAUCUCUUUUUAAUCGCAGUCCCAUAUUUAAGAUUUUAAUGUUAUUUUAUGCUUUGGUAUAAUUUAUCCUUUUGGCCAGAGAUGUGAGUUUUGGUAAAGUCUUUGCAAAUUACAUUAUUUUCUAUGGUUGAUUGUCACUGCGCGUAAAUUGGAUAAUUGUGGAUAUUUUGUGAUAUUAAAGAUUUGAAAUUUA
Mugil cephalus (flathead mullet) is the source of this 3475-nucleotide messenger RNA. It is a transcript of the gene dcp1a, whose product is annotated as decapping mRNA 1A. NCBI's taxonomy places the organism in Eukaryota, Metazoa, Chordata, Actinopteri, Mugiliformes, Mugilidae. Gene Ontology annotation, molecular function: enzyme activator activity; mRNA binding. The coding region runs from base 11 to 1549 and encodes 512 amino acids. The transcript has 9 exons. Gene Ontology annotation, biological process: deadenylation-independent decapping of nuclear-transcribed mRNA; deadenylation-dependent decapping of nuclear-transcribed mRNA; positive regulation of catalytic activity. The record is from RefSeq and is a predicted model, not a curated record. Gene Ontology annotation, cellular component: P-body.